Molecule: messenger RNA, 1404 nt
Organism: Episyrphus balteatus (marmalade hoverfly)
Lineage: Eukaryota; Metazoa; Arthropoda; Insecta; Diptera; Syrphidae
Product: ribosome biogenesis protein WDR12 homolog
Exons: 7
Coding region: 110-1372 (420 amino acids)
Biological process (GO): ribosome biogenesis
Cellular component (GO): preribosome, large subunit precursor
Molecular function (GO): protein binding
Source: RefSeq, a predicted model, not a curated record
UUAUUCAAUGAUUAUAGUCAAGUAAAAGUAAACAGAUUUAAAUUUAAAAACGUGCUUGGAAGACAGUCAAAUUUUAAUUAGUUUUCAAUCGUGUUUUUUCAAUAGUAAUAUGGAUAACAAUUUGACAGGGGCUGCAGAAAUACAAAUUCGCUUAGUUACAAAGCAAAGCCAAUAUGCAGUGCCAGACGUCCCUUACACGAUCGAUGCUACUGUUUCAACCUCUGAUUUAAACAAUUUAAUAAAUACUUUGUUGUUUGGUCAAUCAGAUGUUAAAACGAUCAACUUCGAUUUUCUCAUCUUCAACCAGUUCCUUCAAGGAUCAUUAGUUGAUCAUGCUAAAAAUAAUAACGGUUCUUUUGAAAAUGUCAUUGAAAUUGAAUAUAUCGAAAAAUACCCAGCUCCGGAACCACAAGAUUGUCUUUUGCACGAUGAUUGGGUAUCGGCUGUUAAAACACAAGGAAAUUGGAUUCUCACUGGAUGUUAUGACAAUACGAUCAAUAUUUGGAGUACUAAAGGAACGCAUGUUUUGACAAUUCCUGGUCAUAGUAUGCCAGUUAAAGCUUUGUCUUGGGUCAGCUUAAACGAAAGGAAUGCACAUUUUAUAAGUGUGUCGCAGGAUCAAACUGCUGUAUUAUGGAAAUGGAACAUUGCCGAAAACUCUGUAUGUUCAUUAUGCAUUUACAAAGGCCAUCAGCGAGGUAUUGAUUGUGUAGAUGUAAACCCAAAUGCGAAUAUAUUUGCAACGGGAAGCUGGGAUACUGUUCUCAAAUUAUGGCCUGCUGUUUCUCAAGAAAUGGAUGGCGAUUUGGUUAUGAACGAUACAUCGAAAAAUUGUGCUACCAAGGCACCUCUGAUGAGUCUUCAAGGACAUAAGGAAUGUAUAUCUGCUGUGCAAUGGAUAGACUCUGAAACAAUCUUAAGUGGCUCGUGGGAUCAAACUUUAAAAAUUUGGAAUCUUAACUUAGAGGGAAUUCAAUCUGAAAUUACUGCCAAUAAAUCAUUUUUCGAUGUUAGUUAUUCUCCAUUGAACAAGCUUAUUAUUACUGCUUCAGCAGAUAAAGAUUUGCGGCUGUAUGACUCACGGUCAAAUCAUGGUCCUGUUAUACGAAAUUCAUAUUUGGGCCAUAGCCAAUGGAUUCAAUCGGUUACAUGGUCUAAGACAAAUGAGUACCUCUUUCUUUCUGGAGGAUAUGAUAAUCAAAACAAGCUUUGGGAUUUAAGAAGCACAAAGGCUUCACUUUAUGAACUUUUGGGACAUAGUGAUAAAGUUUUGGACGUUGAUUGGUCAAAUCCAAAAUAUUUCGUUUCAGGUGGUGCAGAUAAUUCAGUUCGUAUAUUCAAGUCACAAAAAACACUUAUGAAAAAUUAUUAAAUUAAAUUAUUAAAACAAAUGAAAUUGAACAA